Messenger RNA from Leptosomus discolor (cuckoo roller), 3990 nucleotides. RefSeq names its product zinc finger protein 217 (gene ZNF217). Gene Ontology annotation, biological process: regulation of DNA-templated transcription. NCBI's taxonomy places the organism in Eukaryota, Metazoa, Chordata, Aves, Leptosomiformes, Leptosomidae. The record is from RefSeq and is a predicted model, not a curated record. Gene Ontology annotation, cellular component: nucleus. Gene Ontology annotation, molecular function: RNA polymerase II cis-regulatory region sequence-specific DNA binding; DNA-binding transcription factor activity, RNA polymerase II-specific.
AUGCCAACUCAGCCUCUCUUGGCAUACAUGGAUGGACCGGAUGGAAUAGCCAGUACUGUUGGUGCACAGAUGGAGAAUAAUGAUGCCUCAAUGACAAUAAAAGGAACAAACACAAUUUCUUACAAAACCUUGCAAGAAAAGUUUCUCAUGCAAGCUGAGGGAUGCAUGCCCCUGGACUGCAUGUUUUGUGAUGAGACUUUUAAACAUCCUGAAGAACUUGGUAAGCAUGUUUUAACUCAGCAUAGGCCCACUCUUUGUGAACCAGCUGUCCUGCGUGUUGAAGCACAGUAUCUUAGUCAUCUAGAUAAAUGUCAAGUAAGAACAAACUUGCCUUCACCGAACAACGAAAAAGACAGUGAAGAACUUAGUUGUGAAGUUUGUGGACAAACAUUUGAUGAAGCUUUUGAUGUUGAGGCACACAUGAGAAAGCACAAAGAUUCUUUCACAUACUGGUGUAAUGUAUGUGGAAGAAGAUUUAAAGAGCCGUGGUUCCUCAAAAAUCACAUGAGAACACAUACUGGAAAACCUGGUUCUAGAAACAAGCACCAACAAGGCUCUGAAAGCCCUGUAACAAUAAACGAGGUGGUACAGGAGCACGUAACUGAAAAUGUAACAUCACCUUACAAAAUUUGUAUGGUUUGUGGUUUCCUAUUUCUCAAUAAAGAGACUUUAAUUGAGCACAGUAAAGUGCACACCAAAGAAUCAGUACCCAGUGGUGAAAGCCGCCAAGUGACUGGUGAACCUAAUGCAGAAGAAACAUCUCGAAGAGAGGAAUUUUUGCGAUUCUUGAACUUGAGACCAAACUUGGGUCCAGAAAAUGACAAAUCACAAAAACCUGUAAAAUGGAUAGCUGAACUAGAUCCUUUCAAUACAUAUCAAGCAUGGCAGCUGGCUACCAAAGGUAAAAUUGCAGUUGGCCAUGGCCAAACUAAAGAACCAGGGCAAGAAGGAAGUACAGACAAUGAUGAUUCAUGUUCUGAAAAAGAAGAAUUCAGUGAAGUUUGGAAUGCAAAUAAAGGUAGCCAGACUGAAACUACAGGGAAAUCAAAAGUAAAUAAAAACAGCAGUUAUACAGGGAAUGGUAACUUAUCCCAAGACAAAUUGAAACAUCCCAGUAGUGAAGUGCCUUCUAUGGAGAUGGAUUCUAAAUUGUCGCAGAACAAAGAGAAGCCAACACACUGUUCAGAGUGUGGUAAAGCCUUCAGAACAUACCACCAGCUAGUCCUUCAUUCCAGAGUACAUAAAAGGGACAGGCGGACUGAUGGAGAGAGUUCAGCUGCUUCGAGAACGUGCUGUGCUGAUAUAAUUGCAAGUCUGGAUGAAAAUGGAGCAGGAGAACGAAUAGAAGGAGGCUCUGAAGAUGGAUCUGAAGAUGGACUUCCAGAAACACUUAAUUUAGAUAAAAAUGAAGAUGGUUUGGAAAGAGCAAAAGUUAAAACCCUUGGAGCCUCCAGAGAAUGCAGCUAUUGUGGAAAGUAUUUUCGCUCAAAUUAUUACCUCAAUAUUCAUCUCAGAACUCAUACAGGUGAAAAACCGUACAAAUGUGAAUUCUGUGAGUACGCAGCAGCACAGAAAACUUCACUGAGGUAUCAUUUAGAGAGGCAUCACAAGGACAAGCAAGCUGAUAGUGCAGCAGACGUGAAAAGUGACAGCAAAGUUUCAUUACAGAGUCAGGAGACUGAGCGCUUGCUGGCUGCUGAUGGUGCUCAAGAAACCAAAAAUUUGAAGAGGCUUUCUGAUUGUGCCAAAGAUGCUGAGGGCUACCCACCUACCAAGCAGCAAAAGGAACUUCUGUCUUUGAACAAUGCAACAGGUAGCACAGUUCUUUUAAAAAUGAAAAAUAAUUCUAGGGAAUCGAAUAAAGGUUCUGUUUGUAACAAUUCAAAUCAAAUACAUGAGAACAUGUCCACUCCUUACCUGGAAAAACUAAAGGCUGAGAAGGAAACGAAGGAAGCUCAGCCCAGUGUUCCUCAUAAAAGAGAGAGAAAAGCUUCUGUGGCAUCAGAGGGAGAUGACGUCCAGUAUGUUUGUGCUUUAAAGGAUGGAAAAAAUGUGAAUGAUGUGCGAGAGUGCACUGAAAACUACAAACACAAACCUAUGGUGGACUCUCAAGGAAAGCCCUUGGACUUAUCUAUUAGGACUUCACAAGAAUGUUUAGUGGUUUCAACUAGAGACCCACUAGCACCCAGCACCUGUCCAUUUUGUCCUUACAGAACACUUUAUCCAGAAGUCCUAAUGAUGCACCAGAGGCUGAUGCACAAAUACAAUCCUGACACCGUUAACAAAAAUGGCUGUAGAAACAAGGCUGUAGCUAAAGCCAGACGCACUGGAUGCCCUCCAGCUCUGCUUGGUAAAGAUGUGCCUCCCCUGUCUUUUAAUUCUAAUAAAUGUAAGGCUUCCCCACCUACACAGCAAAAACCGUUGCAAACAGGGAAAGCUAAACAAUGUCACCCUCCACAGAACAAAGUCCCUCUCUUGUCAAUGACUGACUCAAGCAGCACAGCCCCAAGUAACCUCAAGUUUCACAAACAGCAAAGUAAUGUUGGAGCUCAGGCAAAUAACAAUAGACAACCUCAGCAAGAAAUGCACUCCAGUUCCAGUAUCUCUCCAGUAUUGGACAGAGUAAAAAGAUUUGAAUCUAAAGUAAAAGCUCCAAGUGUCCCAGUGUCUCAAUCUGGUCUGGUAAGCAGCAGUAUGAAUGGGGCUCUCGACUCUCAUGUAAAUGAACCUGCCUGGUCUUGUCAUCGAGGAAGAGACUAUCUUUGUAGUAAAUCUGUGAGCAAUGUAAAUCUAGACUAUGGUGAAACAUCUUCUAAACGAAUGAAACCUAAUCUGUUAGCUACUGAACAUAUUGACUCUCCAAUGGCUAAUUACAGAAGAUACGAAAUGAGCAGAUUUCGUGUUGCAAACAGAUAUGCAAAUCUGCUACCUCAGGAAUGUUCUCGCACCAAACCUGCAUCCUCUGUUUUGCCAACCAAACAAGGGCUUCUGAAUUCGGAUGAUGAUCCUCCUAAUGUAUUGACUGUUCUCAAACCCUAUGAGCCAUAUAGCUCUGGAUCACUUUACAGUUCUUGUGGAUCUAGCAAUGGCCAAGUAACCAGCUCUACAGUAGAAGGAAAGAGAUCAGUGUCAUACCAACACUUACCUAGCAGUGUGCUACAAAAGCGAAGUUAUGAAAGUUUCAUUGGCAAUGCACACUUUCGACCAAGCGACAAGAAGACUUAAUCGUUUACUUCAAGAAACGGUCUAAGGACACAAGUGCAUGUUCUAUGGAGUUAUACUUGCAGUUCAUCCCUUGAGUAAAAAUGAAUGGUGAAAGCUACUGAACUAAGCUGUGAUUGUACUGUAUAUAAAAACACUACAGUUUUAUAAUACUGGUUCUGUUAACAUUUUGUACCAAAUAGCCAUAAAGAGUAGUCUAAACAAUUGGGUUAUGAAGGUGUGUGGAGAAUGUAUAUCUUGACAUUGACUCUUGAGUAUUUUUCAUUAGAAUUAAUUGACCAAAUAUUAGGUAGGAAUUAUAUUUUUACAUACUUGAGUGCUGCUGAAGAGUUUUUCUUUGAAAGAAUAUAUAAUCCUUGCACCUCAGGUAAACUGUAAAUACUGAAGUUGAAAUCCUGUUGGCUUAAUGCUCCUUUUUCAUAAAGGUGAAAGUUUCUCAUCUGUUUUUUUUUCUGUUGAACUAUGUUAUUUUUUAAAACCAACUUCCAAAUACACUGUCUGAAACUGUCCAGUUUAUAAAUGGUGGGAACAUCAAAGCAACGGUGCUGACAUUAUGCUGAUCUGCCUCGUGUAUGUUAGGACCAUAAUGUGUUGGAGGGAUCUGUUUCCCUGGGGUUGUUUCCAGCAUAUUUUGAAAUGCAAGGAUGAGGCAAUACUUGACAUUUGGAUUUCAGUGUGGCGUUCCUGAAAUACGGUUGGAUUCUUCCCUUGGCAUUGGUUGCUGUUCUUCAGAGAAGCCUCUUAAACAAACAUCUCUACCAACAUACA